AUGUCGUACCGCCAAGCCUUCUCCGCAUUCUACGCGCGCAACUUCGAGCGACGGCCGUGGGUGACACUGGCGGUGACCAACGGCAUCCUCGGCGUCGUGGCCGACAGCGUGGCACAAAGCCUUGAGCUCGUCUCGAGGCGGCAAAAGCUGCAGGACUCGCAGUCGGGCAAGCAGGUCGAGCUUCGACGAGAGCUCGAGGCGCAGCGAGGCGAGACCGGGGCAGGGGCAGGAGGAGGAGGGUGGGACUUUGCGAGGAACGGUCGCUUCCUCGCCUUCAACGUCGGUAUGGCGCCGAUCCUGGCAGAGUGGAACAGGUUCAUCGAACACAGGUUCCCGCUCAGGGUGCCGGCGGCCGGCGCCGUAGCGGGGCAGGUUGGCGAGGCGGUCAAGUCGGCGGGUCGGGUCAGUGCAAAGGCGCUCGUAAAGAGGGUGGCCACCGACCAGAUCCUCUUCGCGCCGUUUGGUCUGGUCAUGUUUGUCGGAAGCAUGGGCCUGAUGGAGCGAGGCACGAUCCAGGGGACAAAGGACAAGUUCUCCGAGAUGUACGCCUCCGCGCUGCUGGCAAACUGGCAAGUGUGGCCGCUCGUCCAGCUCGUCAACUUCCGCUACAUGCCGCUCAAGUACCGCGUGCCGUUUACGAGCACCGUGGGCAUCCUCUGGACCAUUGGCCUCUCGCUCCUCUCCCAGGCCACUUCGACACGGCACCAGGUCGAGCAGCAGCAGCAGCAACGGGCGACGGGUGUCGCGGCAGCUACUGCUUCAUCGACGGCCGACGUCGCACAAAAGGCAUGA
Messenger RNA from Pseudozyma flocculosa PF-1, 792 nucleotides. RefSeq lists its product as uncharacterized. The transcript is spliced from 4 exons. The record is from RefSeq and is a predicted model, not a curated record. Gene Ontology annotation, cellular component: cytoplasm; membrane. Lineage: Eukaryota; Fungi; Basidiomycota; Ustilaginomycetes; Ustilaginales; Ustilaginaceae. The coding region runs from base 1 to 792 and encodes 263 amino acids.